Messenger RNA from Cooperia oncophora, 465 nucleotides. Lineage: Eukaryota; Metazoa; Nematoda; Chromadorea; Rhabditida; Trichostrongylidae. The record is from the annotation of a GenBank genome assembly.
AUGGUUGGCAAGCAAACUUGUAAGGCUGAGAAUGCUUGCGUAACGAAUGUAAUGGAUGGUAUUCUUACCAUGGGAUGUUUGGAUUCGGUGAUGCACUGGGACAAUAUCGGUCUAUGCUUUUCAGCUCCCAGGAAAGAUCUGUCAGCCUGCUCUUAUGAUCCUGAAAAUCGAACCGGAUUCAACCGCUGGGGAGUGGGAAUGUGUUGCUGUCGAAGUGAUAGUUGCAACGAGUUGCCUCCUGAAUGGCUCGCGCUCCCGAAGUGGCGAUUCCGUUGGCGUGCUCUUUCCAUAUUUAGUAUUGUCUUCAGUAUAUCCUCUAUCGGUUUCUUCUUUUGGGGCAAAAUCGAAGGACAAACAACAUUGAAAAAAGAGAAAAAGGUUCAAUGUAGUUUUCCAGUUUUUUUUGAAACAAGUGAACAUCAUUUCUCCACUUUACGGAAAGUAAAACCCAUACCCUGGAGAUGA